AUGGAAUGUGAUGUAAGAACUAAACUAAGUAACAACUGAACUCUCCCUGUCCCUUUCCCUAAAUUCCCGCUAAAUACACCCAACUCUGUCCAUCCCCUCUUUUUCAUUUCCUUGUCUGUUGUCACCCUAUUUCACUUCACUUCAUUCGUUUCCUUUCCUUUUCUUUCCUCAGAUUUUCCCGAGAACCAAUCAUGAAACCGACUCCAACAAUAGAUAUUUUUACCUCCCCGAACUUCAUCAAGUUUACAGCUUUAGCCCUCCUCUCACUCUCUCUUCUCUUCUUUACCCACCGCUUCUUCUUCUCUUCGACCGCCACUACCACAACAACAUUCUCCGUUCCCCUUCAGCCUCCACCGCAUGUCCUGCCGCCUCCCCUGCCCCCGCCGCCGAGGCGGAAUCCGGUGCCUGAAGUGGUUAGGACUGGUAUAGUGGAUGAAACCGGCGCCAUGUCGUGGAAUUUUGAAGUUGGAGAGUUUUAUGUAGAGACAGAUUCAGUCGGUGAGGAGUUAGACAAUGUGAUUGCGGGAGAUGAAAGAGACGUAAAGAAGAAGGAAAGAAGGAAGGGUCGUGUUGUAAAAUAUAAAGUGUGUGAAGAUAGACUGAGAGAUUAUAUACCGUGUUUGGACAAUGAACGGGAGAUAACGAGAGUGGAUAAAUGUGAACGCCAUUGUCCUCUAAAGGUCUUGGAGUGCCUUGUGCCGCCUCCAAAAGGGUACAAGACUCCUAUUCCCUGGCCCCAGAGUCGAGAUCAGGUGUGGCUCCGUAAUGUGCCCAAAACACCUCUGGUUGAAGGUAAAAGAGGGCAGAAGAAUUGGGUGAAAGUAAAGGGUGAUAAGUUCAUUUUUCAAGGAGGUGAAGCAAAGUUUCCAAAUGGAGCAGAUAAGUAUUUGGAUCAGAUUUCACAGAUGGUUCCUGAAAUUGCAUUUGGCCACCACAUCCGAGUUGCAUUAGAUGUUGAUUGUGGAUUAGCAAGUUUUGGUGCCUAUCUGAUGCAACGUAAUAUAACCACUCUGUCAAUAGCAUUAAAAGAUGUACAUGAGAACCAAAUUCAGUUUGCACUAGAACGUGGUGUGCCAGCCAUGGUAGCAGUAUUUGCCAGACAGCGCUUGUUAUAUCCAAGCCAGGCUUUUGACUUUAUACAUUGCUCAAGAUGUCGAGUUAAUUGGACUCAUGAUGAUGGCAUUUUACUUCUUGAGGCCAACAGGAUGCUAAGGGCUGGAGGAUAUUUUGCUUGGGCAGUGGAAACUCUAGACAAAGAUGGAGAGAUUUUAUUAGAGAAACAGAAAGAUAUGGAGGACCUUGCUGCUCGGAUUUGCUGGGAACUUGUAAAGAAGGAUGGAAAUAUUGCUGUAUGGAGGAAGCCAUUAAACAAUAGUUGCUAUAUCAACCGUGCAGCUGGAGUGCAACCUCCAAUAUGUGAUUCCAAUGAUGAUCUGGACAAUGUUUGGUAUGUUGGAUUAAGGGCAUGCAUCGCACUUUUGCCAGAGAACAGUUAUGGAGUUAAUAUUACUACAUGGCCUGCACGGCUUCAUCUUCCACCAGACAGGCUCCAAAGCAUAAAAAUGGAUGCCGACAUAUCCAGAAAGGAAAUCUAUAGGGCAGAUUCGAAAUAUUGGAAUGAUAUAAUAGUUAGUUAUGUUCGUGCUUUCCGCUGGAAAGAGAUGAAACUACGAAAUGUGAUGGACAUGAGGGCUGGACUUGGAGGGUUCGCAGCAGCUUUGCAUGAUCUACAGAUUGAUUGCUGGGUUAUGAAUGUUGUACCUGUUAGUGGUUUCAACACCUUGCCUGUUUUAUAUGAUCGUGGACUUAUCGGUGUUAUGCAUGACUGGUGUGAGCCAUUUGAUACUUACCCUAGGACAUAUGACCUAUUGCAUGCAGCAGGUCUCUUUUCUGUAGAGCAGAACAGGAAUAAAUGUGAUAUUUCACUUAUCAUGCUUGAGAUGGAUCGGAUGCUAAGACCAGGUGGACAUGUUUAUAUACGAGAUUUGGAAUCUGUUAUUGUUGAGCUUCAAGAAAUAGCAAUUGCUAUGGGAUGGACACCGGCAUUGCACGAAACUGGUGAAGGUCCCCAUGCAAGCUGGAAGAUUUUGAUCUGCGAGAAACGAAUGUAACAUGCUUGAUUGAAUUAAACCUGAUAAACAACAUGAGAUGUCGUUCGGCCGUUUGUAGAAGGAAGGGAACCUGGUGAACAUCUUGCAAGAGAGGUAGGUAGCUGCAACAGUUGCCAUGAUAUCAGACUAACUAUCAAUAUAUAGCUCAUAUUGAAUAAUAUGGUAACAGAGAAUAAAAGUUAACAUAUUAGUUGCUUUAAUUACUUUCUCUUGUUCUGAAAGUGUAAUAAAUAGAUUGAAAUUGUAAUUGUUGAUAUAGACAAUCCAAUGUAGCAGGAAUUUUGUAUGAACACAAAGAUGCAAAAGAGUUCUUUAUA
This is a messenger RNA of Pistacia vera, 2428 nucleotides long. Its product is annotated as probable methyltransferase PMT10. Gene Ontology annotation, cellular component: trans-Golgi network; cytoplasm; endosome. The coding region runs from base 192 to 2111 and encodes 639 amino acids. Gene Ontology annotation, molecular function: methyltransferase activity. The record is from RefSeq and is a predicted model, not a curated record. NCBI's taxonomy places the organism in Eukaryota, Viridiplantae, Streptophyta, Magnoliopsida, Sapindales, Anacardiaceae. The transcript has 9 exons.